AUGGUCAACAAAGAUCUAGCCAAGAUCUUCGAAAAGAAGGGCCCACAAGCCUAUCACUGGGACAAGGAAAUCGCCGCGGAACCCCCGAACUGGACAGAAACAAUCCUGGCUCUGCGAUCUGAUAAGUUUGGACUUGCUCAAGACGAGGACGGCGGCAAUCAUUACAAGGGCUAUGUGAGGGCGUACAGGGUCAUCUUGACCGAGGCCGAAUAUCGGCGCUUGGAAGGAUAUUGUACCAGUGACAUUCCGACUCGAUCAGAUUUAUCUUGUGAGCUGGAAGAAACAAAGAAAAUGUUAAAGGUCAUUACUGACACGAAGCUAUGUACGUAUUCUCAACUCGCUUAUGUUGCUUUGAUCCUGACCGUCUGCAAAGCCAUUAAGGACCUCGCACGGCUGGAAACUGCCCUUAUAGCACGGAUUCAAGAAUUCAACGAAAUUAUGAAGCCUGAACUUGGAUCUUUAUUCCCGAAAGAAGCUUUGCCCCCAAAGAGACCCUUCGAAUACGACCGUAAGUACUUUGGCAUGGAGCUUUAUCAUGCUCGGCUCAGAGGCGGCUUGCAUUGA
Messenger RNA from Penicillium manginii, 564 nucleotides. RefSeq lists its product as uncharacterized. Bases 1 to 564 code for a protein of 187 amino acids. The record is from RefSeq and is a predicted model, not a curated record. NCBI's taxonomy places the organism in Eukaryota, Fungi, Ascomycota, Eurotiomycetes, Eurotiales, Aspergillaceae. The transcript has a single exon.